AUGCAAGUGGACGGUGUCUCGAUUGGCCUGAUGAUCAUGCUGCUCUCGCUCACCCUGGGCUUCGCUGAGAGCACGGCGGCAGAAGUCGAGAUCCUUCAAUCAGCGGUGACAGUGGUGUCCUCCUGCAUGGUGAUGAUCCUGGCCUUGAUGCUCCUGAUGGCCCUGGUGGCCUUGUUUCAUCGGAAGGCUCUCGGGGGUCAGAAGGAGUUCUGGCCGAUGAAUCUCUACAUGCGCCCGGAUGCGGAGGACGAUGUCUCGUCAAGCCUCCUGGAAGUGUCCGAAUCUUUUCAGAAGCUUGACUCCAAAGUGCUGGCCGCAUCCCUUUCACAGCUUGCAGUCUAUGACUUCGACGUGAUCGUGCGCUGCAUUGAUGUCCUCGCAGAUGAAGUCGCCCUGGAGGUCAGCCAAGAAGCCUACGGGCGUCACGUGUCCACCUCUCAGCGGUCCUUGAAGUCCGACAAUUCCCUCGGGCCGAAGAAAUCCGAAGCGCCGGAAGUUCCGGCGAUCGUCCAGCCCGAGAACCGGGCCUCGCACUUUGAAACGAUGCGAACUGCGGUGCUCUGA
Messenger RNA from Effrenium voratum, 564 nucleotides. NCBI's taxonomy places the organism in Eukaryota, Dinophyceae, Suessiales, Symbiodiniaceae. The record is from the annotation of a GenBank genome assembly.